Lethenteron reissneri (Far Eastern brook lamprey) is the source of this 1029-nucleotide messenger RNA. RefSeq names its product olfactory receptor 2M3-like. Lineage: Eukaryota; Metazoa; Chordata; Hyperoartia; Petromyzontiformes; Petromyzontidae. The record is from RefSeq and is a predicted model, not a curated record. Gene Ontology annotation, molecular function: odorant binding; olfactory receptor activity; G protein-coupled receptor activity. Gene Ontology annotation, biological process: G protein-coupled receptor signaling pathway; detection of chemical stimulus involved in sensory perception of smell. Gene Ontology annotation, cellular component: membrane.
AUGGAGGACGGCCCCAGGCCCAACGUCUCCGCACCCCUCCUCGUCGCCGUUGCGACGGACCUCAUCCGCAUCCAGACGGUGUUCCGCGAGCCGCCCACCGUCAGGCGAUUCGUGUUCGCCUUCCUCCUCCUCGUCUACGCCCUCACGCUGGUGGCCAAUUCACUGCUGUGCCUCGCCAUCGCCCGCGACCGUCGACUGCACAAGCCCAUGCACCUGCUCGUCGCCGCACUGGCCCUCACCGACCUGGUGGAGAACACCAACGCACUGCCGCGCACGAUGUACGACCUCGUCGGCGAUGCUCCCUAUAUCUCGGUGCCCUGGUGCAUUGCCAAGAUGUUCACCUACCACGUGUCCUUCCGCGUGCAUGGCUACAUCCUGGCGGCCAUGGCUGCCGACCGUUACCUGGCGGUGUGCCGACCGCUCGCCUACCGCAGUGCGGCAUCCAACGCCAUUGCACUCAAGGCCCUGGCCUUCGCCGUCGCGCUCGCCGCUGCCCAGGGCCUCGGCUACGUCGCCAUCGCGGUUAAUCUCGACCUGUGCAAGCCGCGCUCGUUGCUGACAUCCACGUGCGACUUCCUGGCCCUGAGAGUGCUGUCCUGCAACCACGUCGCCCUCGGGCAGGCGUACACCUUCGCCAUGUCGUUGGUGGGCAUAGCGCUUCCUCUGUGCGCCAUCGCGGCUUUCUACGCGCUCGUCCUGCACGAGUGCCGCAAGCCGGCCCUCCGCCGCGGCCGGAACAAGGCCCUGCGCACAUGCGGCACCCACCUCCUGGUGGCGGCCGUUUACUUCAGCGCCAUCCUCGCGACGUUCGCCAGCGGUGCGGGGGGCGGCACCCCCUCGUCUGCGGCAUCGCCGGAGCUGAGCGUGUCGCUCCAGAGCCUGCAGUUCGUCCUGCCGCCGGUGCUCAACCCCAUUGUCUACGGCCUGCGGACGGCCGAGGUGAAGGAGAGCCUUGUCAGGUUCUUGCGGAGCCGGGUUAGUCCUGGGAAGCCUCUCCCCCCUCUGCAGGAAGAUACGAGAAUCGGGUAG